UAUGGAUGCACUUCUUCAACGUGCUAACUACAGCUAAUUCAUGUCCUUGAUAAAACAAAGCAAUGAAAAUAACCAAGUAAUUAAAAAAGGAAAUAAUCAAAAUUCGAGUGAAAUCAAACCCAUUGCUAUUGAAGAAGAUGACUAUAUCGAAGGGUUGAAUUCUAUAAUUCAGAAAACCUAUUAUCCAGAUCUUUCUCACAUGAAAGCUGAUGUGGAAGGUCUUGGUAAUGAGCUUGAAAACGAUACUAUUCAAGAAAAAAAUGACGCAGUUCAUAAACAGGUAGCAUUACUCCCAAAGAAUGAAUAUCUUGUGCAAAAGCUUCAGCAUAAUAAUCAAGACUUAACACUUGCUGAUUACCAGUCAAAGUUUACUUCUGAAGAUAAUGCUUCCUUUUCUGAAUUAUUCCUUAUUGAGAAAGAUGCAAGAAAAGAAUUACUCCAAAAGCGCUAUGGUGUGAAGCUCGACGAAAAAUCAAUGGGUGCAGCUUCCUCCUCUCAAGAAAAAAUAAAGCCAAGGAAUUCAAUUGCAUGGAAAGAAAGACCCAAUGUUAUUCAGACUUGGAAUUCUAAGCAAAAAAAUUCGUUAAUGUUUUACCCUCAAACCUCAGAGAAAUCUGCUGUAACUAAAGCAAGAAGCCAGCAUCAACGAAUCAUUAGUUCAUCCACUCGGCUUGAUGAUAACUUUCUUAAAGAAGCCAACGCACCCAGCCAGGAACCUUUGCCAGAGCCGACUAUUAAUAAGCGUGAAGCCUCAAUCAAUGGAUAUCCAUUAAUCGGCUCAAAUUAUAAGUAUGCAUCCGGAAACUCAUCGACUAGUUUUUAUAUUCCCGAGACUUCAAGAAGAGAGAAGUUGCAUGAAAUGCAACUUCAGAAUCUAAAAGCUCAUAAUAAUGUGCCUUCAAAUUCUAUUAGUUCCGGAGAACCCACGUCAGCUACUUCUACUAGACUUCCUUCUAGGCUGUCUACAUUGACGCCAGCAGCUAGGCGUCUUGUAGCCCAAUCCUAUCUUACAACUCCCAAUAAGGAAUCUCCGCUGCAUCGUCGUUUAACGACAGCUUCAAUUCCAAAGUUUUCUUGGACACCUACUCCUCGUACAAAAGAUCCCACUACGACUAAACGACUCUAAAACAAUAUAAUGAGCAAGUAAUGAAUGAAUGGAUAGAAUGGUGCUAUAGGCAACUCAUUUUUGGUAAAUAAAUGGAUUGAUAUACGGUCAAUUUAAUUAGGUUUGAUGAUAAAAAUAAAAU
This is a messenger RNA of Schizosaccharomyces octosporus yFS286, 1247 nucleotides long. Its product is annotated as stress response protein Bis1. Bases 41 to 1126 code for a protein of 361 amino acids. The transcript has a single exon. NCBI's taxonomy places the organism in Eukaryota, Fungi, Ascomycota, Schizosaccharomycetes, Schizosaccharomycetales, Schizosaccharomycetaceae. The record is from RefSeq and is a predicted model, not a curated record. Gene Ontology annotation, cellular component: catalytic step 2 spliceosome.